Molecule: messenger RNA, 1456 nt
Organism: Durio zibethinus
Lineage: Eukaryota; Viridiplantae; Streptophyta; Magnoliopsida; Malvales; Malvaceae
Product: translocon-associated protein subunit alpha-like
Cellular component (GO): endoplasmic reticulum membrane; endoplasmic reticulum
Source: RefSeq, a predicted model, not a curated record
GUAAAUCAAAAUCGUUUACAAAUUAGUGAGUAGCGGGCGUACGAAAGACAGGAAUGAAACGACGUCGUAUAUGCUUAAACACGCCAUUGACCGAAGGUCCAAUGUUGGCUUGGUUUGUGUUCAGCCCUCCCUUAUUCGGGAUCUGAUAGUUGUAGGCGUUGGAAACCCCAGCCCUAAUUAGUGUUCUCAAACAGCGAUCAUUUCAUUUUUAUUUUUAUUUUUAUUUUUAUUUUUUAAUUUUCAUUGACGGAAAAGAGAAACUCUCGGAAAUGGCGAUGAAAAAUUUCAGGGUUUUCUUCUUUGUUCUAGUCCUCCUCGCCUCUCCUCUCCUCCAAGUUGCUAGGUGUCAAUCAGAACCAGAGGCAGAUGUUGGAGAUGCUGUAGAAGUAGGUGAUCUCGGGAUUGUUGGUGAGGAUGUUCAGGAUUUCGGUGAUGGGAAUUUUGGCCCUGCUCCUGGAGUUGAAACUGUCUGUGUUUUCCCCAAAAAUAGCGCCAAAUUGGUUCUGGCUGGAGAAGAGACAGAACUCCUUGUUGGGAUGGAAAAUGUUGGGGAGUCUCCUGUGAAUGUCAUUGCGGUCAAAGCCAGUGUUCAUCUCCCUUUUGAUCAUCGCAUGCUUGUUCAAAAUCUUACAGCACAGGCCUUUAAUAAUGCAUCUGUACCCCCUUCAACGCAAGCUACUUUCCCUUACAUAUUUGCUGUUAGCAAGUACUUGCAGCCUGGAACUUUUGAUCUUGUGGGUACAAUUAUCUAUGAUAUUGACCAGCACCCAUACCAAAGUACAUUCUAUAAUGGUACCAUUGAAGUUGUUGAGGCUGGCGGUUUCCUCAGUGUCGAGUCCGUUUUUCUUGUUACUCUUGGGAUUGCACUUCUUGUUCUCCUUGGUUUAUGGCUUCAUGGUCAAUUUCAGCGCAUCUCCAAGAAAACUAAGAGGGCUCCAAAGGUGGAAGUUGGAACUGGGACUACUGAUGGCUCAUCGGAUGAAUGGCUUCAGGGAACUGCUUAUACUCAGUCAGCUCCCAAAUUAAAAAAGAAGUAGAUGGACCGGUGCAUGUGAAGUCAGGUUAUUUUAACUCAUGCUAGGCAUUUUAAGUGAGGGCACAGGUAGUUUGAGAAUUAGGCCAGGAAAGACAUACCUUGCUGUUUUAGCAUGUGAAAGAAUUUUUUUUACUACAUUUUUAUUUUCUUGGGGAUUCUGAAAUUGAGCCCUUUUGAAGCAGAACUAACUCUAAUAUGAGGCAGAAGGAUACAUUUUAUUGAACUUGGAGGAAUUUUCCCAGAUCACGUGACAUUUUCUUGCUCUAAGCCAUUAACCAUGGCAUUUGCUUCUUGUUUCCUUUCCUGUCCACCAAAUGUAGAAAGUUAGUUUGUUCGGUAUAAUGUGUUAAAAAUCUUGCUCAUGGCCUCCGUUAUCUUUCACCGCUUACAGUGUGCUCGCCUUUUUUUAUCGGUUCCACA